AUGAAAGUCCUAUACAUUUUGUUCCUUCUGUGGCAUAUUGCUAACGGAGAUGAACAUACCCAUACCUACAAAGACAGAGAGCAGGUGGUGCUGUGGAUGAAUACGGUGGGUCCGUACCAUAAUCGCCAAGAGACGUAUGCAUACUUUUCACUGCCUUUUUGUGCUGGUACUAAAGUUACAAUAGGUCAUUACCAUGAGACUUUAUCGGAAGCUCUUCAGGGAGUCGAGUUGGAGUUAAGUGGAUUGGACAUCACAUUCAAAGAAAAUGUUCCAGCACAACAAUUUUGUGCCAUAGAACUCGAUGAGCAGUCAUAUAAAGCACUCGUCUACGCCGUGAAAAACCACUAUUGGUACCAAAUGUACGUAGACGAUCUUCCAAUUUGGGGAAUUGUCGGAGAAAUUGAUGGUGACAAUUAUUACAUUUGGACCCACAAGAAAUUCGACAUCGGUUACAAUGGAAAUCGAAUUGUUGAAGUUAACCUUACGGCAGAGAAUAAAGAGAAACUAGUACCUAAUGCAAAAAUUCCUUUCACUUAUGAAGUGAACUGGAAGAAGAGAGAUAUUAAGUUUGAAGAUCGUUUUGACAAAUAUCUGGACCCGAAUUUUUUCCAACACAGGAUUCAUUGGUUUAGCAUCUUCAACAGUUUCAUGAUGGUUAUUUUCUUGGUAGGUCUUGUAUCCAUGAUCCUUAUGAGAACUCUUCGUAAGGAUUACGCCAGAUACUCCAAAGAUGACGAUCUUGAUGACUUGGAGAAGGAUUUGGGAGAUGAAUAUGGCUGGAAACAGGUUCAUGGUGAUGUAUUUAGGCCUGUCCCACAUCUUGCAUUAUUCUCAGCUCUAAUAGGUGCUGGACAUCAAUUAACUGUUGUUACACUAGCUGUUAUUAUUUUCACUAUAUUUGGUGAACUGUAUACAGAAAGAGGAUCCCUCCUAUCAACAACGAUUUUCAUUUAUGCAGCGACAUCACCGGUCAAUGGAUAUUUUGGUGGUUCCUUGUACGCUAGAAUGGGCGGCAGACUCUGGAUCAAACAAAUGUUGUUAUCUGCCUUCCUGUUGCCUGUAUUGGUUUGUGGUACAGCAUUCUUCAUCAAUUUCAUUGCAAUGUAUUAUCAUGCAUCCCGAGCUAUACCUUUUGGCAGUAUGAUUGCUGUUAUGUCCAUUUGCACAUUUGUGAUCCUACCAUUAACCUUGGUUGGUACAGUUCUUGGACGUAAUCUAGCAGGACAACCUGACUAUCCAUGCCGCAUUAAUGCUGUACCGAGACCGAUCCCGGAGAAGAAAUGGUUUAUGGAACCAUUCAUUAUCAUCAUCAUGGGUGGUAUUUUACCAUUUGGUUCUAUAUUUAUUGAAAUGUAUUUCAUCUUCACUUCAUUCUGGGCUUACAAGAUCUAUUAUGUCUAUGGAUUCAUGUUGCUCGUUUUUCUGAUUCUGAUGAUUGUAACUGUGUGUGUUACGAUUGUAUGCACCUACUUCCUGUUGAAUGCCGAGGAUUACCGCUGGCAGUGGACAAGUUUCUUAUCUGCUGGAAGUACUGCAUUAUAUGUGUACCUGUAUUCAUUCUACUACUUCUUGUUCAAAACAAAGAUGUAUGGUUUGUUUCAAACAACCUUCUAUUUCGGUUAUAUGGCUCUCUUCAGUUUAACUUUGGGAAUAAUCUGUGGUACUGUUGGUUAUAUCGGUACAAGCUUCUUUGUGAGAAAAAUUUAUGCAACUGUCAAGAUUGAUUAA
This is a messenger RNA of Danaus chrysippus (African queen), 1728 nucleotides long. Lineage: Eukaryota; Metazoa; Arthropoda; Insecta; Lepidoptera; Nymphalidae. The record is from the annotation of a GenBank genome assembly.